Cantharellus anzutake is the source of this 237-nucleotide messenger RNA. RefSeq lists its product as uncharacterized. The record is from RefSeq and is a predicted model, not a curated record. Lineage: Eukaryota; Fungi; Basidiomycota; Agaricomycetes; Cantharellales; Hydnaceae. The transcript is spliced from 4 exons. The coding region runs from base 1 to 237 and encodes 78 amino acids.
AUGCCUAAAGACAAUCAGGGAAAUUCAUACCGACACAAGUCCUCUGGCACUAAUUCCGACGGAAAUCAUUACUGCUCCAGGGACUAUGGCUCUGACGCGCCGAACCAGAAUAGCUACCACUACAGCAAUAAAGAUCGUAGCUACUACUACUCCAACCCUGACGGUUCUAGGUACUACAAUGACGGCAAAGGACACUCCGUGUACACGAGCCCGGAUGGAAGUAAAACGUUCAAGUGA